This is a messenger RNA of Galeopterus variegatus (Sunda flying lemur), 2538 nucleotides long. It is a transcript of the gene ZNF326, whose product is annotated as zinc finger protein 326. Lineage: Eukaryota; Metazoa; Chordata; Mammalia; Dermoptera; Cynocephalidae. The coding region runs from base 1 to 1707 and encodes 568 amino acids. Gene Ontology annotation, cellular component: DBIRD complex; nucleus. Gene Ontology annotation, biological process: regulation of DNA-templated transcription elongation. The record is from RefSeq and is a predicted model, not a curated record. The transcript has 10 exons. Gene Ontology annotation, molecular function: DNA binding.
AUGGAUAGAGAUUAUGGCCCUGGAUCUUAUGGAGGGAUGGAUCAUGACUAUGGCCAUGGAUCCUAUGGGGAUCAAAGAUCCAUGGAUUCCUACCUAAACCAGUCAUAUGGCAUGGACAGUCACAGUGGUGGUGGUGGGGGUAGCAGGUUUGGACCUUAUGAGUCUUACGACUCCAGGUCUUCUCUGGGUGGGCGAGAUCUGUACAGAUCUGGCUAUGGUUUUAAUGAACCCGAACAAAGCCGCUUCGGAGGUAGUUAUGGUGGUCGAUUUGAGAGCUCCUACCGGAAUAGCCUUGACUCUUUCGGAGGUAGAAACCAGGGCGGGUCUAGCUGGGAAGCACCUUACUCCCGUUCAAAAUUGAGGCCUGGGUUUAUGGAGGACAGAGGAAGAGAGAAUUACUCUUCCUACAGCAGUUUUUCUUCACCCCAUAUGAAGCCUGCACCUGUAGGCUCUCGGGGGAGAGGAACGCCUGCUUAUCCUGAAAGUACGUUUGGAAGCAGAAACUAUGAUGCUUUUGGAGGACCAUCAACAGGCAGAGGCCGAGGCCGAGGACAUAUGGGUGAUUUUGAAAGCAUUCAUAGACCUGGAGUUGUUAUUGACUAUCAAAACAAACCCACCAAUGUGACAGUUGCUGCUGCAAAAGGAAUAAAGAGAAAAAUGCCAUUUAAUAAACCCAGUGGAACCUCUGUCAAGAAACCCAAGCUAGCAAAACCUACGGAGAAGAUGAGCCUCAGCAAAUCGCCCACAAAAACUGAUUCUAAAAAUGAAGAAGAAGAGAAGCGACGAAUUGAGGCUCGGCGAGAGAAACAAAGGCGCAGAAGAGAAAAAAACAGUGAGAAAUAUGGAGGUGGCUACAGGAUGGCAUUCACAUGUUCAUUUUGUAAAUUUCGAACAUUUGAAGAGAAAGAUAUUGAACUGCAUCUGGAAAGUUCUUCACACCAGAAAACAUUAGAUCAUAUUCAGAAACAAACCAAAUUUGAUAAAGUAGUUAUGGAGUUUUUGCAUGAAUGCAUGGUGAAUAAAUUCAAGAAAACAUCUAUUCGUAAGCAACAGACAAUUAAUCAAAUGGAAGUAGUCAAAAUGACAGGAAAAGAUAUUAUGGAAGGUGUUACUGUGGAUGAUCACAUGAUAAAAGUGGUGACUGUUCACUGCAGUGCUUGUAGUCUGUAUAUCCCUGCUUUAUAUAGUGCAGUUCAGCAUCACUUAAAAUCUCCCGAUCACAUAAAAGGGAAGCAGGCUUAUAAGGAACAAAUAAAAAGAGAGAGUGUCUUGACUGCUACAAGCAUUUUAAAUAAUCCAGUAGUGAAGGCACGAUAUGAACGUUUUGUUAAGGGUGAAAAUCCUUUUGAAAUUAAAGAUCAUUCUCAGGAUCAGCAAGUAGAAGGAGAUGAAGAUGAUGAAGAAAAGAUUGAUGAACCUAUUGAAGAAGAGGAGGAUGAAGAAGAGGAAGAAGAAGUGGAGGAAGUGGGGGAAGUAGAGGAGGUGGAAGAAGUGGAGGAAGUGGGAGAGAGAGAAGUUGGAGAAGAAGGAGGAGUAGAGGGAGAGGGGGACAUAGAGGGGGAGAGAGUAGGGGAAGUAGGGACAGUGGAGGGAGGAGGAGAGGCAAUGGGGGAAGUAGAGGGAGUGGGAGAAGCAGAGGAAGUAGAGGAAGAGGAAGCAAAGGAAGAGCCUGUUGACUUCCCUGCUGAGCAACCUGCAGAAAAUUAAAUACAUGCUAUUAGAUUUAAAAAGAGCUUUAAAUUUCUAUCCUAAUGUGGAAAAGGGUAAGAAUUUUAAUAGCUUAAAAUAUGAGUUAACACCAAUGUUGCAUGCAUUCCACACAUUAAAAUUUGUUUUAUAUAAUUUCUGAAUGUUUGGCAUUUCAUAAAAUGAAGGUAAGAUUAUUUUAGUUUAAUUUUUAUAGCUACCAAACUUAGAUCUGAUGAACUGUUUGUAUAAUUUUUAAGCUUAAUUUUUAUUACUUUACUGGUGUUAAGGAUAACAGAUGUGUAUUAUUGUUAGUAUAUUCUAAUCAUUUGAAUUUAAAUGCUGCUCUUGGGAGUGAAUAUUCAAGUGUGCAUUAAUUUUUUGAAUACUUACCCUAGAAGAGAUAAAUUGGGCAAGUAUGUUGUGCUCUGACUGUGUAUUUUUUUACCACAUUGAACAUUGAAUAGUAAUUUGCGUUAAGAUAUGCUUAAAGGCUUUUUGUGACUAUGUUUCCCCUUUGUAGCAAUAAAAUGUUUUUUUACAAAAACUUUCUCCCUGGAUUAGCAAUUAAAUGAAACAGAGUUCAUCAGUUAUUUACAGUGAGUGUUUAAAAUCAAGAUUUGCCUUAAUGAUGAGUUUAGCUCACAAAUAUUUCAAGAUGAUUGAGAAGACUUAAAACAUUUUUCUGUCAUAUUUUUAAAGAGUAUGACUAAAAAAAUUUUUAAAAAAAUACAUUUCAAAUAGAGGUCACUCUAUAACUGACCUUGUUUAUGUUUGUUUUCAUUUGUUCUUUUUUUCUGUGCCUGUGUCAAAUCUUGAAAUCUUCUGAAAAUACAUUUGAAUACAAGUAAA